AUGCAGGCCAUCAAAUGUGUUGUGGUGGGCGAUGGGGCGGUGGGUAAGACAUGUCUACUCAUCAGCUACACCACCAAUGCCUUCCCUGGAGAGUACAUCCCCACAGUCUUUGACAACUACUCAGCAAAUGUGAUGGUGGAUGGUAAACCAGUAAACCUGGGCCUCUGGGAUACAGCUGGACAGGAGGACUAUGACAGGCUUCGCCCCCUGUCCUACCCUCAGACGGAUGUGUUCCUGAUAUGCUUCUCCCUGGUGAGCCCUGCCUCCUUUGAGAACGUCCGAGCCAAGUGGUAUCCAGAGGUUCGUCACCACUGCCCAAAUACACCCAUCAUCCUAGUGGGCACCAAGCUGGACCUGCGAGACGACAAGGACGCUAUUGAAAGGCUGAGAGACAAAAAACUGUCUCCCAUCACCUACCCACAGGGCCUGGCCAUGGCCAGAGAGAUAGGUUCAGUCAAGUACCUGGAGUGCUCAGCUCUGACUCAGCGGGGGCUGAAGACAGUCUUUGAUGAGGCCAUCCGCGCUGUCCUUUGCCCCCCACCCAUCAAAAAGAGAGGCAAGAAGUGCCCAGUGUUCUGAGGAGGAGGAGCUGGAACACGAAGCCACCAGGAUGUCAUUAUUUUACAAUCCAACAUUAGGGUACUGCCAAGCGGGAACUGCUCUCAAACACAACGGCAAUCUACCAUCUGUACAGAAGGAGUUUAUCUUAAUUGGUCAGAAGCUGG
Scomber japonicus (chub mackerel) is the source of this 725-nucleotide messenger RNA. Its product is annotated as ras-related C3 botulinum toxin substrate 3-like. Bases 1 to 579 code for a protein of 192 amino acids. The record is from RefSeq and is a predicted model, not a curated record. Gene Ontology annotation, molecular function: GTP binding; protein kinase binding; GTPase activity. NCBI's taxonomy places the organism in Eukaryota, Metazoa, Chordata, Actinopteri, Scombriformes, Scombridae. The transcript has 6 exons. Gene Ontology annotation, biological process: actin filament organization; cortical cytoskeleton organization; regulation of actin cytoskeleton organization. Gene Ontology annotation, cellular component: cytoplasmic vesicle; cell cortex; plasma membrane.